AUGCCUCCUAAGCGUCUCCUGCUUCCGAAGCCAAACGAGUCCCAACUUUUGGAGUCAAACGAAUGGAAUGUAGACGACUUUACAGCCAACUUUAUCUUGGAAACUUCGGGACCGAACAUAGUCAACGUCUCAACAGCUAACAAUGGCCGACCUCUUCGCUAUGCUCCUGCAGGAUUUUAUGGCCAAUCUUUUGGCCCCGCUCCUGGAAGAGAUAAUAGCUCUACACCUGACAUGCAAUCGCCCUUUCCAGUUCGAGGUCCACUUACUGCAAGCACCAGUCAGAACGAUGGAGCUGAAAGGCUGUGCCAGCAUUUGAUGGGCCUUCGUGAAAUUUCAGUAGCACGGGGCCUUGACAACGUUGAAGGAGUUCUCGAACCUGACCCAAGCCAAAUUAAAUAUGCAUGGACAUCUGAGAAGAGACCAGCAGAAGAAACGAAAUUGGGAGGAAGACGGAAUCGGCCCUCAACCUGCUCGUAA
Molecule: messenger RNA, 477 nt
Organism: Botrytis sinoallii
Lineage: Eukaryota; Fungi; Ascomycota; Leotiomycetes; Helotiales; Sclerotiniaceae
Exons: 2
Coding region: 1-477 (158 amino acids)
Source: RefSeq, a predicted model, not a curated record